UCGCCAUCCCCCCCUUCUAGGCCUUUCUUCAACACCCCCCUUAAUGUAGCUAUAGUAUCUUCUGGACGCUUCUGAAUGGGAGCUUCCAGAAACCACCCCUUAAGUAUAAAAAGACACCAGCAUGUCGUGGGGUCUGCAUAGAGUCACUUGAACACACCAAGAGAGAUUUACUGCCCACGGGAGCCGCAGCGAAGCACACAUUUGGAACUCCUCAAGAAGAGAAAGACCAGCUCAGUGGUAAAUUUGACUAUCCUCAAGAAGCGACUGUAGGAAAAGAUUCUAUUCAAGAUGCCUGCCGCUGGAAACGUUAUGGAGGAGGAGGCUGAGACCUUUGCCUUCCAGGCUGAGAUUGCUCAGCUUAUGUCCCUGAUCAUCAACACCUUCUACUCAAACAAAGAGAUCUUCCUUAGGGAGCUCAUCUCCAACUCUUCAGAUGUAAGUAAAAUCAGCACUUUAUCAUACAAGUUCCUUUCCUUGAUUUGCAAAAGCCGAAACGAAGUCUGAGUUGAAUUGGUACUCGGCAUGACCAAGGCUGAUCUGAUCAACAAUCUGGGCACAAUCGCCAAGUCUGGCACCAAGGCUUUCAUGGAGGCUCUGCAGGCUGGAGCCGACAUCUCCAUGAUCGGUCAGUUUGGUGUGGGUUUCUACUCUGCCUACCUCGUGGCUGAGAAGGUGACAGUCAUAACCAAGCACAAUGAUGACGAGCAGUACAUUUGGGAGUCUGCAGCCGGAGGCUCUUUCACAGUCAAACCUGACACCGGAGAGUCCAUUGGCAGAGGCACACGUGUAAUCCUUCACCUCAAAGAAGAUCAGACCGAAUACUGUGAGGAGAAGCGCGUCAAGGAAGUUGUGAAGAAGCACUCACAGUUCAUUGGCUACCCUAUUACACUUUAUGUGGAGAAGACAAGGGAGAAGGAAGUGGAAUAUGAACAGGGAGAAAAGGAAGAGGAAGUUGAUAAAGAUGCUGCUGAGAAGGACAAACCUAAGAUUGAGGACGUGGGCUCCGACGAGGACGAGGACACAAAGGAUGGCAAGAACAAGAGGAAGAAGAAGGUCAAGGAAAAGUACAUUGAUGCCCAGGAGCUGAACAAAACCAAGCCAAUCUGGACCCGUAACCCUGACGACAUCACCAAUGAGGAGUAUGGAGAGUUCUACAAGAGUCUCACCAACGACUGGGAGGACCACCUGGCUGUCAAGCAUUUCUCAGUGGAAGGUCAGCUGGAGUUCCGUGCCUUGCUCUUCGUACCCAGAAGGGCUUCAUUCGACCUCUUUGAGAACAAGAAGAAGAAGAACAACAUCAAGCUGUACGUGCGCAGGGUCUUCAUCAUGGACAACUGCGAUGAGCUCAUCCCCGAGUACCUCAAUUUCAUCAAGGGUGUGGUGGACUCUGAGGAUCUGCCCCUGAACAUCUCCAGAGAGAUGCUGCAGCAGAGCAAGAUCCUGAAAGUCAUCCGCAAAAACCUGGUCAAGAAGUGCCUGGAUCUCUUCACCGAACUCGCCGAGGACAAGGACAACUACAAAAAGUGCUAUGAGCAGUUCUCCAAGAACAUCAAGCUCGGCAUCCAUGAAGACUCUCAGAACAGGAAGAAGCUGUCUGAGCUGCUGCGCUACUACACUUCAUCCUCUGGAGAUGAGAUGGUGUCCCUGAAAGAGUAUGUGGGACGCAUGAAGGACAACCAGAAACACAUCUACUACAUCACAGGUGAGACCAAAGACCAGGUGGCGAACUCUGCCUUCGUGGAGCGCCUUCGCAAAGCCGGCCUUGAGGUCAUCUACAUGAUCGAGCCCAUCGAUGAGUACUGUGUCCAGCAGCUGAAGGAGUAUGAUGGCAAGAACCUGGUCUCAGUGACCAAGGAAGGCCUGGAGCUGCCCGAGGAUGAGGACGAGCUGAAGAAGCAGGAGGAGCUCAAAAAUAAAUUUGAAAACAUUUGCAAGAUCAUGAAGGACAUCCUCGACAAGAAGAUUGAGAAGGUCUCAGUCUCCAAUCGCCUGGUCUCUUCCCCCUGCUGCAUCGUCACCAGCACCUACGGCUGGACGGCCAACAUGGAGAGGAUCAUGAAGUCCCAGGCCCUGAGAGAUAACUCCACUAUGGGCUACAUGACAGCUAAGAAGCACCUUGAGAUCAACCCUCUGCAUCCAAUCAUUGAGACCUUGAGGGUGAAGGCAGAGGCUGACAAGAACGAUAAGGCAGUGAAGGACCUGGUCAUCCUCCUCUUCGAGACUGCCCUGCUGUCUUCAGGAUUCACACUGGAGGACCCCCAGACACAUGCCAAUCGCAUUUACAGAAUGAUCAAGCUUGGUCUCGGCAUUGAUGAUGAUGAUUCUGCAGUUGAGGACCUCAUUCAGCCUGCUGAUGAAGAUAUGCCAGUCUUGGAAGGAGAUGAUGACACAUCAAGAAUGGAGGAAGUUGACUAAAAUACUUAGAAAAGUCUUUCCUGCUUAUUUGAUUAUUUUUGUAAUUAUAUUGCUUUCUUAGACAUGUCACUCUAACACAACUCUCAUUUCUGAAACAGUAUUAACUA
Perca fluviatilis (European perch) is the source of this 2522-nucleotide messenger RNA. RefSeq names its product heat shock protein 90, alpha (cytosolic), class A member 1, tandem duplicate 1 (gene hsp90aa1.1). Lineage: Eukaryota; Metazoa; Chordata; Actinopteri; Perciformes; Percidae. The transcript is spliced from 11 exons. Gene Ontology annotation, cellular component: cytosol; protein-containing complex; perinuclear region of cytoplasm. Gene Ontology annotation, biological process: cellular response to heat; protein stabilization; protein folding. Gene Ontology annotation, molecular function: ATP binding; ATP-dependent protein folding chaperone; disordered domain specific binding. The record is from RefSeq and is a predicted model, not a curated record.